Molecule: messenger RNA, 1080 nt
Organism: Diospyros lotus (date-plum)
Lineage: Eukaryota; Viridiplantae; Streptophyta; Magnoliopsida; Ericales; Ebenaceae
Exons: 2
Coding region: 293-859 (188 amino acids)
Source: RefSeq, a predicted model, not a curated record
UCGCAUAUAUAUAUAUAUAUAUGGCCGUUUGUAUCAUAACCGAGUGUGCUCGCGGGCCGGUUUGAUUUCGCUCCCUUUAGGCAUUUUUGCUGCUCGCCGCCGGGCUAGUUACGGGUCGACCAUUCAGGUUAUGAUAGCUGACAGGAACGGGGAACCUGAGAGCCUCUUCUCCUCCCCUGCUCUCGGCUUCCCCCGCCUCAGGUUCUUCCGUUACCGGCGCUUGAGGUAGUCGCCUAGUCGGUACUCGUCGCAACUCAAAUUUUAACCUUAUACACACACAUAGAUAUAGGCGAUGCCGAACUGGAAGGGUAGCCGGAGAGGGCAGGAGGAGAAGAACCGGAAAGGGAAGCUGGCGGAGAGAGCGUCGUCGUUCCACGGGAAGAAAUCAGGAACGAUGGGAGAGUUGCUGGCCCGGCCGAGGACGGUGCCGGACUUGCUGGCCGGAGGGAGCAGUAACGGAAGUGCUGCAACGGAGGGACGGGCGCCGUUGAAGCUGACCAAGCUGCUUCUGAACGUAACCGUACAGCGGAGCCUAGGGCCCGUGCAGGUGGUGAUGUCGCCGGAGUCAACGGUCAGUGAGCUGAUUGCCGCCGCUCUCCAGCAGUACGUUAAGGAAGGCCGGCGGCCGAUUUUGCCCUCCGCUCAGCCCUCCGGCUUCGAUCUCCACUAUUCUCAGUUUAGCUUAGAAAGUUUAGAUCGGGAGGAGAAGCUGAUCAGCCUUGGAUCAAGGAACUUCUUCCUGUGUCCAAAGAUUUCGCCGCCGGCCACCGAAAGCGGUGGCGCGACGUCGUCGUCCUGCUCGAAUCAAGCGGAGAAAGCGACCAAGAUUGUAAUUCCCUGGCUCAAGUUCUCGUUCUGAUUCUACUCCGCAACUGGCUACUAUUUCUUGCAAAUCCAUCCAUUUUAUUGGUUGCUAAAGGCGGAAUUAGUUUGUUUAAUUUAUAAUAUUGCACUUGUAUGUAAUAUGACCACGAAGUCCAAAAUUAUUAGCUUUCAGGUUGCCCCCUACUUGCAGAUUCAUUGAUGAUUUAACCAGUUUGAUGAAUUUUGCAUUGUGGUGAGCUUUACCGCUUUUGUACA